GACGUAACACACGGGACAGGAAGAGGAGACGCAAAGAAACAAGAUGGCAUCUGGCUCAGAUCACGGGCUGAAAAGAAUAGUUUGGAAAAGAAUAAAAGACACAAUUAUUACAGACUGCAGAAAAUCAGAAGUAUGGAAGAUUUUAAUUCUGGACCCCUUCACCACCAAGAUCCUCUCAUCAUGCUGCAAAAUGUCAGAUCUGAUGUCAGAGAAAAUAACAAUUGUGGAGGACCUGUACAAAAUCAGAGAACCUGUUCCAGAAAUGAAGGCCAUCUACUUCAUUACACCCACAGCUAAGUGUGUGGAAGCCUUUAUUGCUGACUUCAAGACUAAACCCAAGUAUAAAGGAGCAUAUGUGUAUUUCACUGACUACUGCCCCGAUGAACUCUUCAACGAUAUGAAGCUGUACUGUGCAAAGUACAUACGAGUCUGUAAGGAGAUAAACAUAUCCUUCAUGCCACAAGAGGCACAAGUGUUCACAUGUGAUAAUCCGGGAGCCUUCCGAAGCAUCUACAGCCCCCACAGUCAGGACAAAAAGAAGACACUAGAGACGCUCGCAGACCAGCUCGUCACACUCUGUGCCACGUUGGACGAGUACCCAGGAGUCAGAUACAAGAAAGACAGCAACAUGGAGAACGCUAAGACCCUCGCAGAGAUGGUGGACAGCAAGCUGGCCAGAUACUAUGAUAUGGAUGACGGUGGUAAGAAAAAGGCAAAGACUCAAGCCCAGCUGCUGAUAGUGGAAAGAGGCUUUGACGCCGUCAGCCCCAUCCUGCAUGAGCUGACCUACCAGGCCAUGUCCUACGACCUCAUUGACAUCCAAAAUGACACAUACACGUACAAAUCUAAAGAUGGCUCAGAGAAGCAGGCCCUGCUGAACGAGGACGACAUGCUCUGGGUUAAACUGAGGCACAAGCACAUUGCCGAAGUGUCAGAACAAAUCCCCAAGAUGGUGAAGGAAAUAUCUGCGAGCAAGAAACAACCAGAUGGAAAGAUCUCAAUCAGCAAUUUGGCCCAGCUGAUGAAGAAGAUGCCAUCAUUCCGUAAACAGAUCACGGAGAAAACUGUCCAUCUGCAGUUGGCUGAGGACUGCAUGACACAUUUCUCAAACAACGUGGAGAAACUCUGCAAAGCUGAACAGGAUCUUGCAGUGGGGUCAGACGUGGAGGGAGCGAAGGUGAAGGAUCCCAUGAGGACCCUGCUGCCCGUGCUGCUCCACCCGUACAGCACCCACGACAAGAUCAGAGCGGUGCUGCUCUACAUCUUCAGUCUCAACGGAACAACAGAUGAGAAUUUGAACAAACUCAUCCAACAUGUAAAGAUCGAAGAUGAACGGGAGUUUAUCCUGAACUGGAAAGAACUGGGAGUCCCCAUCAUCACAUCGCCCAGUUUCUUCUCACGCAAACCAUCCAGACGGGAUCGUUCCCAGGAUGAGACAUACAACCUCUCCAGGUGGACUCCUUGCAUAAAAGAUGUGAUGGAGGACGCUGUGGAGAACAAACUGGACACCAAAGAUUGGCCGCACCAGUCUGAAUCUCCGGCAGCCUGGAACGGCUCCGGUGCUGUGAGCGCCCGUCAGAAGAAGACCAGCGCUCAGGACGAACGCCGGAGCGGCUCACGCCUCAUCAUCUUCGUCAUAGGAGGAAUCAGCCACUCUGAGAUGCGCAGUGCCUACGAGGUCACCCAGGCAGUCAAAUCCUGUCAGGUCAUCAUAGGGUCUUCCCACAUUUUGACCCCCACCAGUCUCCUGGAUGACAUCAAGGCCCUGAGCAAAAAGCCCAUGGAGACUUUUACAAUAGACGAGAGAAGCAACGCCUGAGAAGUAUUUCCCUCCGCAGCUAACAAUCUCCCCUGCCUACCUGCAUCUCACAUCAGUCAGCACAACUUCCUCAAUGGAAAACUGAAGGGAAUUUACCGUAUACUCAUCUUUUAUGUUUUCUUAUUAUUUUCAAAACUAUUGCACAUUUUACAGUAGGCUUGAGGACACGUUCACCUUUAAGUUUGGGAUCAUUUCUGGAGACAGAAGUUUGUCACAAGAAGUUAUAGCCUGUUCAUGGCUUUUAUAGUUUGAUAUUGACAUUUGUUGAUCAAAUUAAAAGUGAAUUAACCUCACCCUAUUAGAAUUGUUUUCGUAAAAAAAAAAAUCUGCCUUUUGUGUUUGCCUUUGUUUUGAAGAAAGAAGUUAUAUGUUGACAAACAUCUGAGAAACUUUCAGAGAUAGAAAGGAGAGGGAAAGUAGCACAAAGCUCAUGUAUAUAAUGUAUGUAAGCACUGAAUCCCUGCUCUGCUAUUCUGACUUAUUUGUUCACUACUGUUUGUAAACACUUUAUGUAAUUUGAAGAGUGUUUUAACAAAGAUUAUUUACUUUUUGUCUUUUAAUUGAACAACUGACUAAUAAAUGGAUGAAGUGGU
Scomber japonicus (chub mackerel) is the source of this 2412-nucleotide messenger RNA. It is a transcript of the gene stxbp3, whose product is annotated as syntaxin binding protein 3. The transcript has 19 exons. The record is from RefSeq and is a predicted model, not a curated record. Gene Ontology annotation, molecular function: syntaxin binding. Gene Ontology annotation, biological process: intracellular protein transport; vesicle-mediated transport; neurotransmitter secretion. Gene Ontology annotation, cellular component: plasma membrane; secretory granule. Lineage: Eukaryota; Metazoa; Chordata; Actinopteri; Scombriformes; Scombridae. The coding region runs from base 44 to 1819 and encodes 591 amino acids.